Molecule: messenger RNA, 1718 nt
Organism: Betta splendens (Siamese fighting fish)
Lineage: Eukaryota; Metazoa; Chordata; Actinopteri; Anabantiformes; Osphronemidae
Gene: ppme1
Product: protein phosphatase methylesterase 1
Exons: 14
Coding region: 201-1334 (377 amino acids)
Biological process (GO): protein demethylation
Molecular function (GO): protein methylesterase activity
Source: RefSeq, a predicted model, not a curated record
ACCCAAAAUAACAAUAAUCACAUUAGCAGACGAAGAAGAGCGCUAGGCGUUAGCUUAGCUUGUCAGACAAACGUAGUUAGAGAAAUCAUCCAAUGCCUGGUUAGUUGGCUGCACUUAUCGAAAAAAAAUCAUAUGCUGCGAAAGAGAGGGAAGGUCAUAAUAAACAGUCCCUGACAGAGACCGAGCCCGCUUUCAACAUAAUGGAGAAACAGUUGCAUCUGAAUCUGUUAGCUUCCAGACCUCCUAUGGCAGGUGGUUUUCAGUCCAGCUCCAAAAUGAAAAUGGGACCUGGACGGAAGAGGGAUUUCUCCCCUCUGCCCUGGAGCCAGUACUUUGAAACCAUGGAAGAUGUUGAGGUGGAAAGUGAAAAUGGAAAGGAUAUUUUUAGAGUUUACUGCAGUGGGUCCCAUGGUCCUGUGCUGCUCUUGCUCCAUGGAGGAGGCCACUCUGCUCUCUCCUGGGCAGUGUUCACAGCUGUGAUAUACAGCAGAAUUACCUGCAGGGUGGUGGCAAUGGAUCUUCGAUCUCAUGGUGACACCAAAGUGAAAAAUCCUGAUGAUCUGUCUGCAGACACAAUGGCCAAGGAUAUCGGCAAAGUGGUGGAGGCACUUUAUGGAGAGAACCCUCCCCCCAUCAUGAUUAUUGGACACAGCAUGGGUGGGGCCAUUGCAGUUCACACAGCAAAUGGCAAUCAUGUACCAUCCCUGCUCGGCCUCUGUGUCAUUGAUGUUGUGGAAGGUACUGCAAUGGAUGCUUUGAACAGUAUGCAGAAUUUCCUCAGAAGUCGGCCAAAGACAUUUAAAUCGCUGGAGAAUGCCAUCGAGUGGAGUGUGAAGAGUGGCCAGAUCCGAAACAUGGAGUCAGCACGAGUGUCAAUGGGAGGACAAGUGAAAAAAUGUGAGGAAUCCACCAGCCGCCCAGGUGUGUCUAACAGCAUUGGUGAAGGUAUUAUAGAAGAGGAUGAGGAAGAAGAAGCAGAAGAAGAAUCCAACAAGAAACGAAUGAAGGAAGAUGAUCAAGAGGUAAAAAAGGAAAGCAUCUUCACUUGGCGAGUGGAGCUGUCACGAACAGAAAAGUACUGGGAGGGCUGGUUCAGAGGCCUGUCUGCUCUCUUUCUUGCCUGCCCUGUCCCAAAACUGCUUCUGCUUGCAGGAGUGGACAGGCUUGACAAAGACCUUACUAUUGGACAAAUGCAAGGGAAGUUUCAGAUGCAGGUUCUUCCUCAGUGUGGUCAUGCUGUUCACGAGGAUGCGCCUGAAAAAGUAGCAGAUGCUCUAGCAACAUUUAUGGUCCGGCACAAAUUCACUGAGUUUAAAGAGGGAUUCCUGUGCUAAUUUACAGUUUUCAUUCUAAAGAAAGCCAGCAGCCAUAGAAGAAAUGUUCCAAGAUUCAUCUGCAUCAUCCUACAGUUUAAACGCAAAAUAAGACUAUAGAGCAAGUAUUAUUAUUAUUAUUAUUAUUAUUAUUAUUAUUAUUAUUAUUAUUAUUAUUAUUAUUAUUAUUAUGUAGAUACUUUGCCUUUCAGCUUUGCCUUAUUUUUGUCUUAAUACUGGGAUUUUUUUUUCUUUUCCUUUUACUAUUUUUUUAUUUCUGAAAUGUAAAGCUUUUUUUGUUGAAUGUUUUGAGUGAUAGCAUCGUUUUGUGUUUGUAAUAUUUGAAUUGAAACAAUGAAUAAAGACUGAUGCAGGAAACACUGUCAUUGAACUGCACAUACUGUA